UGCAGUAAACAUGAAUAAUUACAUCAAAUUUAUGGAAGUGCUGGGCAAUGUUAAGCAUCUAAAACGGACUGGCUGGGUCUUAAGAAAGGUGAAAGAUUGUGAAACCGUAUCGGGUCACAUGUACCGGAUGGCGAUGAUGUCAUUUUUUCUGGAGGAUGGCCACGAAUUGGAUCGAAUCCGUGUGAUGGAAAUGUCACUUGUACAUGACCUGGCGGAAGGGAUUGUUGGUGAUAUUACGCCUUACUGCGGUGUUUCAAGGGAAGAAAAGCUGCUGAAGGAAUUUUCGGCCAUGACAGAGAUAGCUAAUCUGCUAGGCCCAAACCAGGACAGGAUGAUGGCACUGUUUAACGAAUAUGAGGAGGGCAAAACUGCAGAAGCAAAGUUCGUGAAAGAUCUUGACCGGCUUGAUAUGGUAAUGCAGGCAUACGAGUACGAAAAACGUGACAACUGUCCAAUGAAGCUGCAGGAAUUUUUUGACUCGACAGAAAAUAAAUUCUCGCAUCCACUGGUCGUUGAUAUUGUAAAUGCGAUAAAGGUUCAACGAGCAAACAGUGCAGCGGCCACCGACAAACCUACGGCUAAGUAAUGAAAAAUGCGGAUUGUAGUUACGAAACAUAAUAAAAACUAGAUCAACUGUUGAUUGUUACUAUG
Messenger RNA from Anopheles maculipalpis, 651 nucleotides. RefSeq names its product 5'-deoxynucleotidase HDDC2. Lineage: Eukaryota; Metazoa; Arthropoda; Insecta; Diptera; Culicidae. Gene Ontology annotation, cellular component: cytoplasm. The transcript has 4 exons. The record is from RefSeq and is a predicted model, not a curated record. Bases 11 to 586 code for a protein of 191 amino acids. Gene Ontology annotation, molecular function: 5'-deoxynucleotidase activity.